AUGUUUGAAGAAAUUUGGCCCGAUCGUGACUUCUUGCCGAGAUCGUUGCCUAAAGAAGAUGAUGUUGACGAUGGAGAAGACGGUGGGAAAGCGGAGGGAAAUCUAGUGGAAACUGAACAGGGAAUAGGCGUUGAAGAGCAACGACAAAGGGGAGAUGUUCAAAAUGAGUUCGUGGAUGAAGAAAAUGCAAUACAGCAACAACAACAAUAA
Molecule: messenger RNA, 210 nt
Organism: Anisakis simplex (herring worm)
Lineage: Eukaryota; Metazoa; Nematoda; Chromadorea; Rhabditida; Anisakidae
Source: the annotation of a GenBank genome assembly